GACGUUUGGGAUGCAUGGUCAUUCUUUAAGCUCUUGGACCUGGACCAGGGUGGUGCGGUUUCUGUGGAUGAGUUCUUGAUGGGGUGCCUGCGAUUCCGGGGAGCUGCUCGUGCUAUGGAUGUCGGCAAGCUGCUCCACGACCAGAACUGGCUUAUCAAGGCGCAGAGCCGUUUCCAAGGGCAUGCAGAG
Messenger RNA from Symbiodinium necroappetens, 189 nucleotides. The record is from the annotation of a GenBank genome assembly. NCBI's taxonomy places the organism in Eukaryota, Dinophyceae, Suessiales, Symbiodiniaceae.